Messenger RNA from Spea bombifrons (plains spadefoot toad), 681 nucleotides. It is a transcript of the gene ISCA2, whose product is annotated as iron-sulfur cluster assembly 2. Lineage: Eukaryota; Metazoa; Chordata; Amphibia; Anura; Pelobatidae. Bases 43 to 471 code for a protein of 142 amino acids. The transcript has 4 exons. Gene Ontology annotation, molecular function: 2 iron, 2 sulfur cluster binding; iron ion binding; 4 iron, 4 sulfur cluster binding. Gene Ontology annotation, cellular component: mitochondrion. The record is from RefSeq and is a predicted model, not a curated record. Gene Ontology annotation, biological process: iron-sulfur cluster assembly.
UUGAGGAGCCAAUAGCAAUCCAGUGGGUGGGGUUAUGGUAACAUGGCGGCAACGCGCACUCUCCUGGUAAUGACAGGACCGGGGCGGCGGGCCGUCAGACUCGCCCCGGAUUUGUUCCUCCGGCAUUUUUCUGGAAGACGUCCGGAGGGAGAGAUCCACCUGGCGGACAGCUGCGUGAAGAGGCUGCGAGAGCUCACCCGGGACUCGGAGUUUCUGCGCCUGCAGGUGGAGAGCGGCGGCUGCUCUGGGUUUCAGUACAAAUUCUCUCUGGACACGGAGAUGACGGAGGAGGACAGGGUGUUUGGUGAUAACGGCGCCCGUGUCGUGGUGGACGCGCAGAGCCUGCAGCUGGUGAAAGGCAGCACCGUGGAGUAUUGCACAGAGCUGAUCCGCAGCUCCUUCCAGCUGGCUCACAACCCGCAGGCGGCCCAGGGGUGCUCGUGUGGGGCCUCCUUCUCGGUCAAAUUGUGAGAGACUGCUGCUUGGAAGGCGAGGGGCCGAGGGGCCGCACAGCUGUGUGUAAAUAAAGAGAAGUUUGAGGUCCGGACCUGGUUUGUAUUUCUCUGGCCUCGACGGUCUCCGUGCUGAAUGCUGUGACGGGAUUACACCGGGUGAGGGCUUCGUGUCGUUUAAAGAGGAGUUUAUUCCCAGAAUCCCAUUAAAUAGACAUUUUCAGAAAUA